AUGACUGAUGCGACCGUCACUACACGGAUUGCCCUUUUUUCUUCCGCGGCGCAAUUAAAGAGAGAAGGCGAGGCAGACCUGGCCGACAUCAGAGAAGCGAAAUGGAGAGUGCGCUGGACGACUGAGAACAGAACCGCAUGCGAGACCUCGAAAAGCAGCGAAUCUCAGGGCCACAUAUAUUUAUAUCUAAAAAGCGCACACACGUACACGAGCACGCUCACGGAGAAAAGAAAAAAAAAGCAAGAACAAGAACAGAACAAACACGGCCACUUCUUCGCAACGACGGACGGAUCGGCGUCACGAGAAGAAUGGCUGCGAACACGAACAAGCCGCGCUGAGUACGCCAAGGGCGCCGCAACGGCACGUCUCCCACAGCCCACGGUGGUUUGUCCGGCGGAGACCGCGACGGCUAACGAUUUCUUGCAGGAGGCGAUGGGGUCCGCGACAGGGAGCAGGGAGCGGAAGGACAGCGGCGCGGAGGCCAAGCGGCACGCCGUCGACGCCAUGAAGGCGGCCAGCGCGGAGAGAAAUCCCCAGAAGGACGGGUACGGCAGGGCGGAGGAGGUGGCGGGCAAGGUGACCGGGUGCACGGGCAUGCAGAGCGAGGGGGGCGGCGAGUAA
This is a messenger RNA of Verruconis gallopava, 621 nucleotides long. RefSeq lists its product as uncharacterized. The record is from RefSeq and is a predicted model, not a curated record. Lineage: Eukaryota; Fungi; Ascomycota; Dothideomycetes; Venturiales; Sympoventuriaceae. The coding region runs from base 1 to 621 and encodes 206 amino acids. The transcript has 2 exons.